Phaeodactylum tricornutum CCAP 1055/1 is the source of this 1160-nucleotide messenger RNA. It is a transcript of the gene GPH, whose product is annotated as phosphoglycolate phosphatase, PGPase. The record is from RefSeq and is a predicted model, not a curated record. Gene Ontology annotation, biological process: DNA repair; dephosphorylation. The transcript has a single exon. The coding region runs from base 135 to 1010 and encodes 291 amino acids. Gene Ontology annotation, molecular function: phosphoglycolate phosphatase activity. NCBI's taxonomy places the organism in Eukaryota, Bacillariophyta, Bacillariophyceae, Surirellales, Neidiaceae.
GAGUUUCCCUGCAGAAAGAGGAUCCCGAUCGAAAGUGAGCCGAAAUUUUUUUGAGAGUACCUGCGAUCUCUAUAAACUAGCAGAAUUGAAAGUUGUUGUUGGUGUCGCAAUCGAGACCACUGUUUAGCAAGGUAAUGCUCCCUUCCUUCAUGAUCCCACGUUCAUUCCUUCUUUACUGUCUGUGGGCCCAACAGACCAUUUCAUCUUUCCCGCUUCACUCUACAACCCCACAAACUAUCUCCAGCUUUCGGUCGUUCAGGCUACCUGCAUCCAGUGUCCCUGCUGCGAACGACGACGCCAACAACAGCAUGUACCAAAAUAUCAAAGGCAUCAUUUUCGACGUUGACGGCACGUUAGCCGACUCCUGGAAGCUAGGAUACGACGCAACGGUCGUUAUACUCGACAAACACAAUCUCCACCCUAUCACGGAACAAAUUUAUCACGAGCACACGGUAUACUGCACUCCGGAGCGACUCGCCCGACACGCCGGUCUCGUACCAGGCGACGAAACGUACGCCGAAGUUGGUGCCAAGCUCGGGAAGGAGUUUGACGAUUUGUACGUUGGUCUCGUGUCGUCCCAAACGGCAGGCUUUUACCCUGGCGUGGCGGAGUGUUUACAGGCCAUUCCAUCCGAUAUUGCCUUCGGGGCUCUGACGAAUGCGGCGGUGAACUACGCGCACGCUGUUUUGCAAGUCAACGAUCAAAAUAAAAAUCUCGUGAACCGUUUUGUCUCCAUUCACGGGGCCGACUCAGUGCCGGAGCCCAAACCGUCUCCCGCUGGUUUGCUUCAAGUAUGCCGAGAUCUGAAUCUGCGACCCGCAGACUGUGUUUACAUUGGUGAUAGCCCGAGUGACGGCAAAGCCGCAGAAGCGGCUGGUAUGGGAGCGAUAGCCGUCUUGUGGGGCAGCCACAAAGAAGACACCUUAAAGCAAGCGCCCUUUACACAUUACUGUCGGACGGUCCAAGAAUUGCAAGCCCUUCUGCCCAAAACCUCCGCGGCCGUGAGCUAGUGGUGCAUUCGUGGAAACACAGUCAAUGUGCCAUCGUGAUCUGCAUUUGUGCACGACCAGUGUAGAAUACCUAGAGAAUCUCCACACAUUUUUCUGUUGAUUCUCUACCCUAAACCAACUUAAUAAUGAAUAAAAUUUUUUUGAAGGAGG